UUUUACCCGCGAAACGCAGCCGUGCUUCCGCUCAGAGUUUGUUUUCAUCCGAUUAAAGGUUUUCUUUUGUGUUUACGUGUUCUGGUCCUUCGCGAUGUUUUGUGAGAAAGUCAUCGAGUUGAUCAGAGAACUUCACCGCAUGAGCGACGGACAGCUGCCCGCUUUUAACGAGGACGGACUGCGGCAGGUUCUGCAGGAGAUGGAGGCUCUUUAUGAACAGAACCAGAGUGACGUUCAAGAGGCGAAGUCUGAGGCUCGAACUGAACUGAUUCCUUCAAUCAAACUACGUCACUGCUGCCUGCUGAGAAACCAACGCUGCGUCAUCGCCUACCUGUACGACCGUCUGCUGAGGAUCAGAGCGCUGCGGUGGGAGUGCGGCAGCGUCCUGCCCGCGAACGUCCGCUUCCAUAUGUGUGCGGAGGAGCUGCAGUGGUUCAGUCAGUAUAAAAAGUCUCUGGCGUCCUUCAUGCGGUCUCUGGGUGGAGGAGAAGGUCUGGACAUCACUCAGGACAUUAAACCUCCUAAGAGUCUCUACAUCGAGGUGAGGUGUUUAAAGGACCACGGAGAGUUCGAGAUCGACGACGGAACAGUGAUUCUGCUGAAGAAGAACAGUCAGCACUUCCUGCCGCGGUGGAAAUGUGAGCAGCUGAUUCGUCAGGGCGUCCUGGAGCACGUGGUGUCCUGAUGAAGGGGGAGGAGCCAGAGAGCAGCGAGCUGGAAACUCACAUCCUGUGCUGAUGAAGGGGGAGGAGCCAGAGAGUAGCAAGCUGGAAACUCACAUCCUGUCCCGUGGUCAAUGGUGGAAAUGUUUGAGUCAAAAAAAUAAAAUCUGUGUUUUUGUAAAA
Molecule: messenger RNA, 845 nt
Organism: Solea senegalensis (Senegalese sole)
Lineage: Eukaryota; Metazoa; Chordata; Actinopteri; Pleuronectiformes; Soleidae
Gene: gins1
Product: GINS complex subunit 1 (Psf1 homolog)
Exons: 7
Coding region: 95-685 (196 amino acids)
Biological process (GO): DNA replication; DNA strand elongation involved in mitotic DNA replication
Cellular component (GO): GINS complex
Source: RefSeq, a predicted model, not a curated record